Messenger RNA from Pelagomonas calceolata, 2580 nucleotides. The record is from the annotation of a GenBank genome assembly. Lineage: Eukaryota; Pelagophyceae; Pelagomonadales; Pelagomonadaceae.
GGCCUCAGUCGCCCUUCUCCUUGGUCGCGUAGCGCUCCUCGUAGGUCUUCUGGAUGGCCUCGUCGGAUAAUGAGCGGGAGCGGCGCCGGGGGUCGACGUGCUGCGACAUCUCCUGUAUCGAACCCUUGGAGACCGUGUGUUUCAGUGUCGGUGCGGGCGCGGACCGCUGGUCGUUGCUGGGCGCGUCCUCGGCGAUGGCGGGCAGCGUCGACAUCAUCUUAUUGUAAGCGGUGUGGGGCGGAGAACAAGAGAGCACCGGCCCUUGUCACACCCUGAAUCUGGUCACAUGCGGACAGGUGCGACGAAGACGGGUCCCAAUCAUCCCCGUCCUCACUUACAUGCAUGGAACUGCGUCUCCCCGUUGCCUGGUGCUGCCGAAGCAAACCCGACCCCAGUCGAGCUCAACACACAAAAACGCGACUGGCAAAUCGCGUUGAUCUCUCACAUAAAUCAACCAAUCCGAGCGUCGAUUGGAGCUGCAGUGCUCGGAGGUUAGCAGAUUACAUUGCUGCAACCUCAUUUGCUGUGCUUGCACUGGUGUCGAGCGGCAGCUGUGAGAACAAGGCACUAUUCGCAGGAUAGGCGUAGCGCAAGCCCACAGAUCUCGCCGCAGCGCGGGCAAGCUAGCAGAUCACACCGCAGCGCGGGCAAGCUCGCAAAUCACACCGCAGCGCGGACAAGCCCACAGAUCACACCGCAGCGCAGCGUCAGCGCAGGACCAUGACGGGCCGCAUCUCCCCGCCGAGAAAAGGCGAGCGGUCGUCGUCGAUGGACGACAGCGGUUUAGAUCAUCGCUUCGACAGCGGGAAGGGGUACAAGACGAAGCAGAGCGAGUUGGACGACGUGGAGCGCUACGUCGCGGGCUGCAUGUUAUUGAGGCACGUUGCUAGAGGCGAGCGCGAGCAAGCUAGAAAACUGUGUACCGAUGAUGCACGCUUGGUGAACUAUCGCGACUACGAUCGAAGAACGGUGUUGCAUCUGGCGGCGAGCGAAGGGCGCCUCGGCAUCCUCGAAGACCUGCUCAACCGUGGUGCUAGACCAAAUAGGUCGGAUCGGUGGGGCGGCUCACCUUUAGAUGAUGCCCUGCGGCACCGGCACCACGCCGUCGCUUCCGAAUUGCGGAAGCGCGGUGCGCGGCUGGGUGCUGGAGUAGACUACGGCGCGCAGAUCAUCGCGGCGGCCGCGGCGGGGGACGUCCGCGCCGUUGGAAGACCGUGUGGAAAUCAACCAAUCGAGCAGACGUCGCGUCGAUGGCGUGGAGUUUGACGUGAUUUCUACACAGGUCGAGGAUUUACUUGAUGAUGGGGCCAUCCAUGCGAACGCGCAGGAUUAUGACGGAAGACGGCCGCUCCACCUGGCCGCCGGCGAGGAGCACCUGGAAGUCGUCACCCUACUCCUGAGCAGGGGCGCGGACCCGGGAGUCAGAGAUAGGUGGGGCCACGCGCCCCUCGACGGGUGUAGUCAUGAUGGAGCGUGUGAAAAAGCACUCAUAACAGCGGGCGCGCCGCCGCGGCGCAUGGACGGCUCGCAGGCGUCGGGCCGCGGCGACCAGACGCCGCGAGACGGAGGUUGUGAGUUCAUCACCGACCCGCAGGAUGUGGAAUUGCUUGAGAGGUUAGGUGGAGGGUCCUUCGGCGUCGUGUAUCGGGCGACGUGGCGGGGCACUCCUGUAGCCGCGAAAUGUUUGAGGGCGACGGCGGGCAACUCCGAGGACGAGGCGCUAGCCCUCAAGGAUUUCCACAACGAGGCCACCGUGCUGUUUCGGUUAAGGCACCCGAACAUCGCCACUCUGUUAGCCUACUCCGACGCCCCGGGAAAGGAGAUAUUAGUGUCCGAGCUCAUGCGGGGCUCGGUCCUAGAUCGUCUUAGGGUAUUAGGAGACGGCCGCUACUUACAAAAGCCGAAAGCGCUGCGAUGGGCGACGGAACUAUGUCGCGGCAUGGCCUACCUCCACUCGCGGCGGCCGCCGGUGCUCCACCGCGAUCUAAAACCCGGCAAUCUACUGCUGGACUCCAACGACUCCAUCAAGAUCACGGACUUUGGCCUGGCGACGAUACGAGUCGCUUCUACGGAAUCGAAGAGCCCCGGCCCCGACUCGCCGGAAGAUCUAACGGGAACGACGGGUUCGUUCCGCUUCAUGGCGCCGGAAGUCGCCGCGUCGAAGCCGUACGGCCGGCCCGUCGACGUCUACUCCUUCGCGAUGAUCCUCUACAAUUUAUAUGCGUCCGAGCCGCCGUGGCGCGGUGAAAGUGGGGAAAGUGCGGCUCGGCACGGCAUUCGGGGCGAGCGGCCGAAUUUACCUCGUAGCUGGGAUCAAAAAGUAGUGGAUCUGAUCCGCAAUUGCUGGGCGCACGAGCCGGCGGCGCGGCCGUCGUUCUUGGCGAUUCUAGACCUGCUCGACGAGCUCGCGUCGGCCGGCCUCGUCGAGGCGGACACAGCUUUUUCGACGAGGGCGAAGAAGGCGUGCUGCGUCGUCUCCUGAGGACUCAUCUCUGUCCCGUACCGCUCUCGAGCCGACCGGACAUCCUACCCCUAUCUUUCUCUCACGCUGACUCUCAUGUCUAAUACGAAUGUAAACUA